Molecule: messenger RNA, 2408 nt
Organism: Bursaphelenchus xylophilus (pine wood nematode)
Lineage: Eukaryota; Metazoa; Nematoda; Chromadorea; Rhabditida; Aphelenchoididae
Source: the annotation of a GenBank genome assembly
AUGACUCCCUCAACGCAGCGGAAAAUCGCGAUUGCCUCGGGCGUUGUCGGCGUACUCGUCCUAUUCUUGGCGAUUUGGCAACGGAAACGGCUUCACGAACAGGUAAAGACUCUUUUUGAAAUUUCUCCAGCGAUUUUUUGGAGGGAAAUUGUUGACUUUUUAGCUCCAACGGCGAAGAACGAGUUGGUUUGGCAAAACGUUGCAAUGGCUUUGUCCGGCGGCCACAGGUUAUCGAUUGGUAAGUUGUUCAGGUCGGAUUAUUAUUUGAUGUUCCCUUAUUGAGUCAACUUUUGAAUGAAAUUUCGAAUUCAUAUCUUCCCGCGUUUUUUUGGCAUUGUGUUUCAGGUGGAAAUAUAAGUUUUUUAUUCUUAGAAUACUGGACAUCAGUUUCAUAGGGAUUUUUCAGAUCUUGGCACUGUAAAAUUUCAAAUUUUUUAUUUUCCGGCCACUUAUUGGCGUUGUGUUUCAAGUUCUGUUAUUAGUACAAAAGAUGGAAAAUUUACCAUAAGAUGUCCCAGAAUGUCUUACUUUUUGCUUUGUGAUCCUUUUUGGACUUUUGAGACUCAAAUUUUGUUUUUUGAACCACUGAAACGGAAUGCCAAAGAUGGCGGGAAAAUCGAAAUUUGAUUUUUUUUUACUUGAAAUGGCCAGUUUUUUUGAUUUUACGGGGUUGUAUAAAUUUUCAGGACGGUGAACACGGCGCGACUACAUCAAUGCGUAUGAAUUUGAGUACCGAGCAAGAGUCGACCACCAGAUCCCAUUCUCCGCCGAACUCCACGUUUCAUGACUCUUCUUCUACGAAUAUCACCACUCCCAAAAGUGAAAAGAAUGUUGCUCCGGAUGAAACUGCAAAGCCCCGUGAGGCUGGAAAUAUGCCAGCUACAGAAAGUAGCGAAAUCAAGACAUCUGAAAGUUCAGCGAGUCUGGGAAGUUCAACUGCUAGUGUCUCGGGUAAGGAUAAUAUAAAAGGUCAAUUCUCGAAGACCGAUCGUCGGAUUUUUGUCAAAUUUGGCAGAUGUGGUGUGGAUACAUCGUGUUUUAAUUCCUGAAAUUUUAAGCUUCUAUCUUGCAAGGACGGUUGAGAUAUUCAACGAUCUUUGCGGACGAGAGGGUUAAAACUGUCUUGUCUGCAAAGAUUGUUGAAUAUCUCCACUGUUAAUGCAAGAUGCAGGCUAAAAAUUUCAGGAAUUAAAACAGGACGCAUCCAUAUCAUUUUUGCCAAAUUUGAUAAAAAUCCAACGCUUGAUUUUCGAGAACUAACGAUUUGUAUUACGCAUCUGGGAGGGCUGUGAAAUGAAACUCUAAAAAUCAAUGAUUUUUAGAACCUACCGUCUCUGGCUCAACUGCAACUCCGGGAGAACCUAUCACCGGUGCUGGCCCAACUGCAACUCCGGGAGAACCUACCACCGCCUCUGCCUCAACUGCUAAUCCGGGAGAACCUACCACCGGCUCUGGCCCAACUGCAGCUCCUGGAGAACCGGCGACCGGCUCUGCCUCAACUGCGGCUCCGCCAGAACCUACCGCCGGCUCUGGCUUAUCUGCAACUCCCGGAGAACCUGCCACCGGCUCUGGUUCAACUGCAACUCCGGGAGAACCUACCACCGGCUCUUUCUCAACUGGAACUCCGGGAUUUGCAACUUCAACCGGGUCGGAACUCAGCGCGAAUGACACCCUUUCCAAUCCUGAAAAUACUCAGUCUGCUCGAAGCCCAGGGGCCUCAUCACUUAGGUUAAAAGCCAGACGACCCGAAAGCUCAACCGAUGAAUUGACCGGCGAUUCGGAUGUUUUGGUGAGAUUUAAGGACUGGAUUUGAUUGAAUUUGUCGUUUAUAUUAUACCAGAGACCUCUAUGUUUCAUUUCUCUGCUUUUUCCGGCCAUUUUCGGCGAAGUGACAUUUUAUACGAUGAAAGAUGUUUGGCUUAAAAUUGAAUUUUUAUGCCCGAAAUUUGAAUUCAUAAGAUGCAUUAGACGAAAACGGUUCUAUUUUUAAUAAAUUAACUAUUUGGAGACCGAUUUUUUUUGCGGUUUGAAAUUUUUCAAUUUUGUUUGACAAAAAAUAUUUUUAGGAGCGACACGAGAUGUGUGAUUGUCAAGCGGUCCGUGAUCUUCCCGAAAUCGAAGACUUCGAAGCGGUUUUCGAGGAUGGUUUGGUUCCCGAUGUGCGCCCUACCUAUGUCCUCCCCGUCCAAUUCAGCCCAUAUCGCCCCCUGAACCUGACCGAACCCGAUGAGGAGGAGAUGAAACAAGAUCUAAGCCCUGCAGCCAUCACUUUGGGCAAGAAAUCGCACAGCAAAACCAACUUGUUGACCCCGUUCCGCGCUAUAUUACACUGCAUCGUCUAUGCCUCGAAACACGGAUAUUUGAUCAAGGAACUGGCGGAUAACUAUAGUUAUCUCGAGACGAGUUAG